AUGGCUUUAUUCCUCGCGGCCCUUUCCCUCGUCGGGGCCUCUGCAUAUCGCGACUCCUUUGUGUCCAGCCUGGUCACCGAUACAGCCACCUGCGACUGGGGGCGGGAGGGUGGAUUGACCCCCUCCACCAUCAGAGAUGACAACUCUGGAUGGUGCCUCUACCACAACGUCGAUCCUAAGGUGAGUCCACCCCACAUGGGCUACUGCAUCAAUCUGAACACCCACCAGCUCUGGUUCUUCAACUUUCAGAACCCAGCCUCCGGCUUCCUGUCCAACAUGGCGCCGGCCACCCUGCACUACAGCCUGUCAUCCCUCCUGGACCUGGGCGUUCACUACAGCCUGGACGAGCUGGACUACAUGCGCCCGGUGUAUGAGGCAAAGAAGCCCGCUCUCGACCAUGCUUUGGAGGCAGCGCUGGCGGCGAAGCGCCCGGUGGAUGAGCAGGUGAAGGCGCUGAAGGAGAGUCUGGAAGCCACACCCAGCUCAGCCACGGAAGCGGAGCUCAAGGCUGCGAAGAAGUCUUUGAGGCCCUUGGAGGACGAGGUGAACAAGGCUAAGGACGAAGUCGCCAAGUUCGAGUGGCCGCCGAUGAUGUCCGCCAUGAACCGUCAUGUGAGGGUGCUGGAUAAGCAGUUUGGCCCGGUUCAAGUCGCUUCAGUGGAGCACCUCUUCGAGCUGGCGAAGGCGUACCUCACAGGGGACACCGCCACUUUUGACGCCACCCUGGAGCACAUGAGCUCUGCCGACCCCAAGGCAUCAAAGAAGCGCGCCAGGAAGUUGCCAGUUCCAUUCUUCGCGCUGAAGCGCUUCUGGUUCCCAAAGGCCGAGAGCUUCAUCGCCCCCGCGGUGCUCGAGAAGAUGGGCAACGUCGAGUACAAGCCGAAGUUCGAGAAGCUGUGCAGUUGCGGCAUCCAGACCAUCGAGGAGGUGGACUACUAUGACGGCCGCGGGACUUGGGGCAUCGCCGCCGAGAGGAACUGGCUGGGCAUGCUGGCGCCGGACUUCCUGGAUGGGAGGCUAGCCUCCCACCAGACCUACUUGACCCAGGAGCGCAAGCUCAGCAAGAUCCUCACGCUGAUUCUGAAGGCCACGCAUGAGAACAGCUGCACCGUGCCCGCCUCACUGGACUGGGCCCGCCUCAGCAGCAUCCCCUAG
Messenger RNA from Effrenium voratum, 1155 nucleotides. The record is from the annotation of a GenBank genome assembly. Lineage: Eukaryota; Dinophyceae; Suessiales; Symbiodiniaceae.